AUGUGGGGAGGUUUCCGCAUGCACCUUGACACCGAGAUCCCAAAUCUGAUUGACGCUUUUGUCAACACAACCACCAAAGUUGGCAAUGACCCAGAUGCUGCGCACACUUUGUCUUUCUCGGCUUAUGAGGGCCUCAAGAUGGCGUUCACAGAGCUUGAGUACGCCUCUCCAAUCGAUACAGCCAACGCACCCACAAUCUUGAAAGACUACCUUGCCAUUCCGACAGUUCAGGAUGACACAGCAAAUAGCUCUCUUGUAGCGUUGAUACCACAACUGAGUGCAGAAAUACCUGUUGGCUUCCGCACGUUCAUGUGGUCUGCUUUGUUCAAGCUCGAUGCCACACUCAUUAGCGACAUGGUUGACAGAUUUUUCUCCGCCGCACCAACCUUCCCGGCUGUCUCUGUUUCUCGUGCACUUCAGAAGUCGCAGCCAGGCUGGUUCAAGCUUGAUAGCUCGCCAUUCGGGACGCAAGUAUGA
Molecule: messenger RNA, 477 nt
Organism: Ascochyta rabiei
Lineage: Eukaryota; Fungi; Ascomycota; Dothideomycetes; Pleosporales; Didymellaceae
Exons: 1
Coding region: 1-477 (158 amino acids)
Source: RefSeq, a predicted model, not a curated record